AUGGAACUUUUCCACCGGGAUCCGCAGCAUUGGCGGGAAAUCAUGCUGCGAGAGAGACACCACGAGGACGAGCUGUCGAUCGUCCUGGGAUUGGAUUUCGGCGGGACGGGAAUCAAGGGAGCGCCGGUGGACGUGGCGACUGGCACGCUGCUGCUGGAGCGAUACCGAAUCCCCACGCCCAAUCCCGCCACGCCUCAGGCCGUCGCUGGCGUCAUCAGGCAGAUCAAGGAGCAUUUCAGGUGGGAUGGACCAAUCGGGAUUGGAGUUCCGUCUGUCGUCCGACGUGGCAUCGUCCGCAGCGCGGCCAAUAUUGACAAGUCCUGGAUCAACAUCGACGCUGUUGAUCUCGUCCAACGCGCCACAGGCUGCCAGGUGGCAGCAAUCAACGACGCGGAUGCAGCAGGAUUCGCCGAAAUGAGGUUCGGCGCCGGCCGGCCCUUGCAGCGGGAAGGCACGGUCCUGAUGACCACGUUCGGCACGGGGAUAGGCACGGCGCUGUUCGUGGGCGGCCAUCUGGUGCCGAACCUAGAGAUGGGGCACAUAGAGGUCAAUGGGGAAAUUGCCGAGAAGGUGGCGUCUGGAGCAGUGAAGGAGAAGUUGGAAUUGAGCUGGAAGAAGUGGGCCGGGCGGGUGAACGAGUACCUGGCUCGCAUGGAGCAUUACCUCCAGCCUGAUCUUAUAGUGAUUGGUGGAGGCAUCAGCAAGAAAGAUGAGAAGUUUCUGCAUCUGCUAUCAGUGUCAGGAGGAACGCCCAUAGUGGCAGCGGAAAUGACUCCAGUCUCCUACUCAAACCGCACCUUCCUUUCCCCCUCUCCUCGCUCCCACCUUCCCCAUCAGUUCCUGCAUCUGCUGUCCACUGCCAGAGGGCACGCCCAUAGUGGCAGCAGAGAUGCCUCGACGCCAGGGGGAACGCCUAUAGUGGCAGCGGAGAUGCGCAACGAGGCGGGCAUCGUGGGGGCGGCUGUUGGUGGGUCCAUCCUACUGGGGGAGCAGCGCGCAGCCAGGGAAGCUGCCCGGAUUACGCCCACUCUGCUCAGCUAA
This is a messenger RNA of Closterium sp. Yama58-4, 1041 nucleotides long. NCBI's taxonomy places the organism in Eukaryota, Viridiplantae, Streptophyta, Zygnematophyceae, Desmidiales, Closteriaceae. The record is from the annotation of a GenBank genome assembly.